Molecule: messenger RNA, 2190 nt
Organism: Alternaria arbusti
Lineage: Eukaryota; Fungi; Ascomycota; Dothideomycetes; Pleosporales; Pleosporaceae
Exons: 2
Coding region: 1-2190 (729 amino acids)
Source: RefSeq, a predicted model, not a curated record
AUGUCCUCACAACAACGCAACAGUCGCGCAGACUCACAAAACGCACUCGAAAAAACUCUCGCACAAGGUCCUCGAUUUGACCCACCGCAGUCGCAGUCAACAAACACGUCUCCUAUCCGCAAGCCGCUUCACGAACGCUCAAACUCGCAAACUAACCGCGACUCUGGGUCAACCAUCCGCAUUGUUCAAGAUCCCGGACAUGACAUCUAUCAGAAAUAUCCCGUACCCAGCGAACCCUCGCAAAUCCUGCCCCCACCCCGUCAUGCGCCGGGUUAUGGCUUUGAAAGGCCGGGAUCUCGUGUUUCAAAUAGCAGCCAGGUCGCCAGUACCAUCGCAAAGUUCGAGGCGAGCCGAGCGCGAACACCACAGCCUAUCCUGUCACGGAAGAAGGGUUUCAGACAUUCGGGCUCCACUAGCAUGUCAGAGGAAGAUACCCUCGUAGCAUCCUCUUUUACGCCAUCGUCUUUAAGAUUUUCCCAGGGGAGCACUGCCCCAUCCUCACCCCCACCGGAAUUAGAAGAUGAACCAAAAGGCCUCGAGGUACUUGAGGAGGUCGUCUCCUCACAAUCUACAAGGCCAACUAUCCGGGCUGUUCCUCCCUCUUCUUCUGGAGGAGAUUCCGACCGUGCAUUAACGCCUAAGGCCUCUGCUGCAUCUUUUGCUUCACCUGCUCCUACCACCACACCACGCCCAAUUAGUAAUGCCGGAAACUCGUCAAGUGUCAGUUUCGGUCGACCGUUACCAGAAGUUCCCCAAGGCCCAGCGGCAACCGAACGUCAAGCUAGGGGGCCUGCUCUCACUUGUGACACUGACUAUCGACAACCUGUAUUGCAUCCUCAACAAAGUACAGAGUCGUUCACGUUUUCUGAUAUUUCCUACACCAGCAUCGAACCAACACAUACACUAGCUUCGUCGCAGCCAUCGCCAUCUCUUCAUGAAGCCAGCACAGCAUCCUUUGCGAGCGGUAUCCGAAUUAAUUACCCCGUCGUACGCGCGCCGUCCGGCACUAGCUCGCGAGCCGAAUCCCAGGACGCGCCCAACAUCGCAUCCCGGAUGCACGACCCGUCGCUGGUACAUCACUGGAGCUCCCAGCUGUCAACAAUCGCCUCCGUUUCCGAACGCGAUUCGCGAUCCCUCGCACGAAACUCCCGGUCGCUCGGCGCCAGAUCACAUUCACAAGAAAGCUAUGCGGGCAACGGUCGAACAGCGAUUCCACGCCGGAGGGGACAGACAAUUGGGAGCGCACAGUCGUCGUCGGACAAUGUAUCGUCGGAAGGUCAUACCGAGUUCUCUGCAGUGCCAGUGCCCCGGCCGCUCUUCUCUCCUACGACAAGAUCUUCAUCCGAUGACAACAGUGAACACAUGGACACGAUCUCGCCGCUGCCUACAUCGAUCCCUCUGCGCAUGAAGAACUCGGGGUACUUGCGCAACAGAGCCAAUAGUACCGAUGCAGUAUCGAUGAGCGACGAGCGACCUGGAUCUUCUCAGUCGCAUAUGUCGAGAUUCAUUGCAGACAACAUUCCAGCUUGGGCAAGGGUUUACUACCAAAAGGGAGAACGCAUCUCGGUUGGAGCCCCGGAAUCCGAGUCUUCUGAGAGCGUACGGCUGGGAACCGCCCACAGCGGACGAUCGCGCACCCCUUCAGAGAGCAACUUCCCACUCAGCAUUUACCGACCACGGAACCGACCGAGGAACAAUUCAAGGAACCGCGCUUCACACGCCGAUACUGUCUCGCUAGCAGACGACGUUCACUCGAUUGACGGAGCAGUAUACGCAGUCGGACCUCACAUGUACCCGCUCAGCGGUUACUCAACACCGCACCUCCGGACAGAUCGGAGAGGACAAUUGUACAGCGCUUGGAACGCACCAUCACUGGACGAUGACGUUCAUGCCACACUCUUCGGGCGCCAAAACAGACAGAUCCUGCUCUUCUGUAUAGGAUUUCUGUUCCCACCUGCUUGGAUAAUUGCCGCAUUCCUUCCUCUACCCCUCGACCCGAACGCUGUUGGUACCCCAACUGCCAGCCAGGCCGACUUGGAACAGCAAUUCGCCCAAGCGAUGGGGCCCGCCGACGACAAGUCCUUCCAGAAAGCAACCUGGUGGCGCAACCUCAACCGUGUCAUGUCCGGAGUUGGCACGCUUCUGAUCGGUGUCAUCGUCGCGCUGGCCAUUCUCGCAUCGCGCAUGUAA